This is a messenger RNA of Hydractinia symbiolongicarpus, 1418 nucleotides long. Its product is annotated as ribosomal L1 domain-containing protein 1-like. The record is from RefSeq and is a predicted model, not a curated record. NCBI's taxonomy places the organism in Eukaryota, Metazoa, Cnidaria, Hydrozoa, Anthoathecata, Hydractiniidae. The transcript is spliced from 7 exons. Bases 16 to 1329 code for a protein of 437 amino acids.
CCUUGUUUUACUAUAAUGCGGAUGGAUGUAGUUACAACUGCUUCAAGAGCACUUUCGAAAUGUCACCUUUUACGAAAAUGGUGUUGCCAAACAGACGAAGUUAUGCAAGCUGAACAUGUUACCCAGCACUCUCCACCACGGGAACUAUUGCAAAAAAUCGGGUUACCUGAAAAAAUUGACAAAAUGGCCGACGCAAGCAUGGCUAAAGAAGACAGUAUAGAGAAAAUACCAUUUAGCAAAAAACAGGUGAAGUUGGCUGUGUCUGCAUUAUUGGCUCAUCUUGAUGACCAGUCUUCCAAAAAAGCACGUAAAAAUGAGUUAUUUAAAAAAGAUGACGACUUAUGGUUAUUAUUAGGAUUCAGGAAAAUUCCACAGGUAAACUUGAAGCCUAAAAAAAUACCUCUACCUCACACACUCCACCAAGAAAGCGAUAUUUGUUUAAUAUCAAAAGAACCUGGCAAAGUUAUGAGAGAAAAGUUGGCAGAGAAAAAUGUCACAUGCAUAAAAAAGGCGAUAAGUCUAACCAAGUUACGAAAAGAAUACAAAACAUACACGCUGAAAAGACAACUCGCCAAUUCGUAUGAUUUGUUUUUGUGUGAUGAGCGCAUAUAUGCUUUGGUGGUGAGAUCGUUCGGAAAAGAAUUUUUCAAGCGUAGAAAAGAACCGGUACCUGUUCGUUUGACUUAUCAAGACUGGAAUGCAGAGUUCUCAAAAUCCACUAAUAGCACACUCCUACGGAUGGGAUAUGGUCCCUGCAGUGCGAUCAAAGUUGGACAUUUAUCAGAGCAAUCGGUCAAAGAAUUAACGGAGAAUGUGAUCCAUGCUAUGAAAGUGUCUGCCGCCAAAGUUCCAGGUUCUUGGAAAAACGUCAAAAGUUUCCAUAUCAAAUCAUCGUCAUCGGUGGCUUUGCCCGUCUAUCAGACGUCACCGCUAAGCACAGUGCAAAUCGACGAAAUACCUGACGACCAGCCUGUGGAGAAAAAGAGAAAGCGAAAAUUAAAAACAAUCACAAGCAGUGAUGAGGCGAAAGUCAAAAAUGGUGGCGUUGAAGAAACAGUGCAGGGUGGCGUUGAAGAAAAAGUAGAGGUUCCUGUUACAAAGAAAUCCAAAAAAGCUUCAAAAGAAAACGAGCCAAACUUGGAAGAAAUAAAAAUCCGUAAAUCGAGUAGAACACCGUCAAAAUCCGACAAGACGCCGGUAAAAUCAGUCAAAUCAUCGUCGAAAUCAGGAAAAACGCCAUCAAAAACCACGAAAACACCUUCGAAACCAGUUAAAACACCGUUGAAACCAGUUAAAACACCGUUAAAAUCCAGAAAGGUGAUAACAUGAUGUGUCACACUAUGACAGUUUCCUUUAAAGUAUUUUAUUUCCAAAUACUACUGUAUGACAUUUUGAAUAACAAUAAAGAAUACAAUUUU